Molecule: messenger RNA, 1797 nt
Organism: Jaminaea rosea
Lineage: Eukaryota; Fungi; Basidiomycota; Exobasidiomycetes; Microstromatales
Exons: 2
Coding region: 1-1797 (598 amino acids)
Biological process (GO): carbohydrate transport; transmembrane transport
Cellular component (GO): membrane
Molecular function (GO): carbohydrate:proton symporter activity
Source: RefSeq, a predicted model, not a curated record
AUGGUCUUCCAGCUGCCGGUCCUCACGGGCCACGCCAUUACAGGCAAGACGCUCACGGCGUUUGUGGCAAUGAUUGCCUCGACUGGUUUCCUGCUCUUCGGCUACGACCAGGGUGUCAUGAGUGGGCUCAUCAACACGCGUCAAUUCGAAACGUACUUCCCGCAAAUGACUGAGAUCACCGACCCAAAGACGGGCAGAUCGCUCAACGACCGCUUCGACUCGAGCGUCCAGGGCGCCGUCGUCGCCAUCUACGAGAUCGGCGCCCUCUUCGGCUCCCUCUUCGUACUCUGGAAGGGCGACGCCAUUGGCCGCCGCUCGUCCAUCGCUCUCGGCUCCCUCAUCAUGACCGUCGGCGCCGUCAUCAUGACGGCCUCGUACGGCAUCGCCCAGUUCACCGUCGGCCGUAUCAUCACGGGCAUCGGCAACGGUAUGAACACGUCGACGAUCCCCAUGUGGCAGUCUGAGCUUUCCAAGGCGCACAACCGUGGUCUUCUCGUCCUCAUCGAGGGAGCCCUCAUCGCUGGAGGCAUCAUGAUCAGCUACUGGAUCGACUUUGGCUUCCACUUCAUCGACUCGUCGAUCAGCUGGCGUUUCCCCCUGGCCUUCCAGUGCAUCUUUGCCCUCAUCCUCUUCUUUGGCAUCCUCUGCCUGCCCGAGUCGCCUCGCUGGCUCGUCAAGAAGGGCGAGUCGGCACAGGCUGCUCAGAUCCUUGCCCAGCAGGAUGCGACCACCGUCGACGACCCCGUGGUUCAAUCGACGCUGCGCCAGCUCGAGGAGUCCAUCUUUGCGAGCGAGAAGCUCAUGGGCGACUUUUCCUACCGCGAGCUCUUCACCAAUGGCCCCGAGCAGAACUUCUACCGCGCCUCGAUCGCUUUCAUCGCUCAGGCAUUCCAGCAGCUCUCAGGCAUCAACCUCAUCACCUACUACGCCACGUCCGUCUUCCUCUCCAUCCAGCCGGACGACACGACGGCCCGCCUCCUCACCUGCGGUAACGGUACCGAGUAUUUUGCCGCCUCCAUCGUGGCCCUCUUCCUCAUCGACACGCUGGGUCGUCGCAAGCUCAUGAUGGGCACCGCCUUCUUGAUGUCGGCGAGCAUGGCCAUCCUCACGGGCACCGUCUUUGACGUGCAGCGUCGCGGCAUUGGCAACGGUGGCGGCUCUGCCAUCGUCGCCGCCAUCUUCCUCUACUUCUUCAACACCUGCUUCGCGCUGGGUUGGCUGGGCAUGACCUGGCUCUACCCUCCUGAGAUCACGCCUAUCCGUAUCCGCGCCCCGGCCUCGGCUAUCGCCACGAGCAGCAACUGGCUCUUCAACUUCCUCAUCGUCAUGAUCACCCCUCCGGCCUUUGCGACCAUCAAGUACCAGACGUACAUCAUCUUCGCCGUCCUCAACCUCUCCUUCAUCCCCGUGAUCUAUUCGUUGUUCCCCGAAACGAAGCGUCGCGGACUAGAAGAGAUGGACGUAAUCUUCGCCGAGGCUCACGAGACGUCCUUCUGGGUCCCCUCGCGCUUCAUGACGCGCGCCUGCUACCUCUCGAUCACCAAGCCGCACAUGACGAGCGAGGAGCUCGACGCAGAGCUCACCAAGCGCUUUGGAUCGGGAGCGGCUACUGCUGGAGCUUCGGGAGCUGGCGCUGCGGGCGAGAAGUACGCGCCUGGUGUAGAGGCUAAGGAGCACCAGCACGAUGACGACGAGGCGGCUGUUGAGAAGCAGGCGGCUAAUGCUGGUACGGGCAACAAUGGGACUCGCGAGCCCAACACCGAGGCUUCCUCCAGCCACAGUGGUUCGUCGCACUAA